AUGGGAAUUUCAAACUUAUUACAAUUCUUGAAACCUAUAGUAAAAAACACACAUAUCAGUAAAUAUCAAAAUGGAAUAGUUGGAGUUGAUAUCAUGUGCUGGAUUCAUAGGGGGCUCAUAGGCUGUGCUUUUGAUGUAGUUACAGAUAAUCAUAAUGAAAAUUAUUUAAGCUUUAUUGAAAAAAUGUUAGAAGCUAUUUAUCAAUAUAAUAUUAAAGUUAUAUUUGUUUUUGAUGGUGAAGAAUUACCAGAAAAAAAAAAAGAAAAUUUAAUAAGAAAAGCACGAAGGGAAAAAGCAAAAGAUGAAGCUCUAGAAAUUAUUAAAAAAGUCAAAAAUCCAAGAAGUAAUGAGCUUGUUAUUAAAAAAUGCAUUCAAGCAAUAACUGUCUCAAAAGAAAUUAUUCAAUCUGUUAUUAAUUUUUGUAAAAAAAAAAAUAUAUAUUAUAUCAUUUCACCUUAUGAGGCAGAUGCUCAAUUGUCUUAUUUAUGUCGAAUGGGUUUUAUUUCAUGUGCAAUUAGUGAAGAUAGUGAUUUACUAGUUUAUGGAUGUCCUAGGGUUUUAUAUAAAUUUAAAAAUACUGGAGAGUGUAACGAAAUAACUUUAAUGCCUAUCAAUGAUUUAAUAGAUUCAGAUAUUAUAAACAAAAUUAAAAACCCAAUAUCAAAUUCGUUUAACCAAUUUUAUAUAACCCCAAUUAAAAAUAUACAAAAUGAAGAAUCAAAUUUUUCUGAUUCUUUUAUUUCAAAUGAAGAAAAACAAAGUCACACAUUUUCUCGUAAAAGACGAAGAAAUCUAAAGAACGAAAAAAGAAAAAAAAAAAAAAGAAAAAAAAAUAAUAAACUACUUAUGGAUCAAAUAUAUGAUUCCAAAAAUAAACAAAAUCAUAAUCAAAAUUCUAACAACCUUAUGAAAACAUAUAUCAACAAUUUUUAUUGGCCUGAAGAAUUAUACAAAUUAAAAUAUUUCAAUCUUGAUAUGUUUCUCGCUAUGUGCAUAUUAAGUGGUUGUGAUUAUACUAACGAUUUUCAUAUUUCUGGCAUGGGAAUAAAAACAGCAUUCAAUUUAAUAUAUGAACAUAAAACUAUCCAAAAUAUUUUCUCUUUUUUAAUUUCACAUAAUAAAUGGAAAAAUAAAAUACCCCCCAAUUUAGACUCAUUAGAUAAACUAAUGGAAAAAUAUAAUGAAAUAAAAAAUGCAUUUUUACAACAUCAUGUUUAUGAUUUUAUUUUGAAUAAAAUUAUUCCAAUACAUCAUUCAUUUCAAAGUUUUUUUAAAAAAGAAACUUCUAAUCUUUUAUGUAAUUCUGACAAUAUCAAUAACCGUUUCAAACUAUAUGAUGAUGUUUUUGUUCAUAAAAUUAUCGAAUCUUCACUUUUUUUGGAUUUUUCUAAAAUUAACAACAAAUGUUUGAAUAACUCAUUAGACGAUCUGACCAAUCAAAAGGACGAUGAUAAAAAUAUCGAAAUAAUAAAAGACUAUGCUACAAGAACACAAUUGUUGAAAAGUUCAACUCCUAUUCCUCUUCCCUUUCCUAACUCACCAUUUAAUAACAAAGAGGAAAUAAUAAAUCAGCAUAAUAUAGAUAACAUAUUUAAAAAUUUUACAUCAGAAUGUUUUGAAUAUUUAGAAAUAUCUCCAGGUAUUGUUAAAAGACAUAAACAAAUAAACUUAAUUGACUCCAAAUAUGACAAAAACACAGAAAAUGAUGAUAAUAAAUCUGAGUUGAAUUUUAUUAACAAAAAACAUAAAACUCAUAUAAACAUUAAAAAUAAUGAUCAUCAAUUUAGCAAUCCUCCUUUUUUAUCAAAACUUAACACAUUUGAAAAUUAUAAAUUUAUGGAAUCAAUAUCAAACCAAAAUGACCAAAUACAUGAACAAAUGUCAUAUGAUCAGUUGGAUAAAAAAAAUAAACAAAUGAAAAGUGCGAAAAAUCUUUAUGAAAAUAUGAAAAAAACAUUUACUUUAUUCAAAACUUUAGGAGAUAAAGAAGAAAUUAAACAUGAUCUUAAGUCACCUCAAAAAAAUACAAUCAUACAUGAAACCCAAAUUCAAGAUCCCAAAAAUUUUCUGAAAAAAAAUGAUAACUAUAUUAAGUCAGAAAAUAAAAACGAAAUGAAUACACAUUCUUUUAUUCCUCCUUUAAACAGAAGUAAGCUACACAUAAAAAAAAAAAAUUAUAAUGGCCAAUUGAAAAUAGCAAACUUUUUUAAAAACUCGAACAAGGAUGAAUUAAUAAAUAGCAAUAAUAAUACCCAUAAUCAUUUUGAACUGAAAAGUGAUCAAAACACUAAUCAUAUUUAUAAUUCUCCCAAUAAACUUAAACAAAUUGAAACAGAUGGAAUGUCAACAGAUCAAGAUAGAGAUAUCCAUAAUGAAAAUACAACAUGUAAAGAUGUUCUUAACACAGAUUGGAAAAAUACAAAAAACUUCAUACAUUCUUCAAAAUUUACACAAAAUAAUUCAAAUACUUCCCCGAAUAAAACACAAGAAAACGACAAAAAUAUUAACCUCGAUUAUAUGCUUCAAAACCUAAACUAUAAUUAUCAACCAAAAAUACAAAAACUAAACACAUUUGACUAUUUUAAGGAAAAAGAAAACGCACCAAAUUAUAAUCCUUACAUAGAUAACAUUUUGUGA
Plasmodium berghei ANKA is the source of this 2637-nucleotide messenger RNA. RefSeq names its product exonuclease I, putative. Gene Ontology annotation, molecular function: metal ion binding; 5'-flap endonuclease activity. The record is from RefSeq and is a predicted model, not a curated record. Lineage: Eukaryota; Apicomplexa; Aconoidasida; Haemosporida; Plasmodiidae. The transcript has a single exon. The coding region runs from base 1 to 2637 and encodes 878 amino acids.